Messenger RNA from Aspergillus japonicus CBS 114.51, 1650 nucleotides. RefSeq names its product MDR family MFS transporter. Gene Ontology annotation, molecular function: transmembrane transporter activity. The record is from RefSeq and is a predicted model, not a curated record. Gene Ontology annotation, biological process: transmembrane transport. Bases 1 to 1650 code for a protein of 549 amino acids. NCBI's taxonomy places the organism in Eukaryota, Fungi, Ascomycota, Eurotiomycetes, Eurotiales, Aspergillaceae. The transcript is spliced from 2 exons.
AUGAGUCAGACAGCGCAACCACGUCCCCCUCCCUUACCACAGCCUGCUGCGCGAGGCUGGCGGUUCUGGACCAUCUUUCCUCCUCUGUGCAUCGCCACCCUCUUCUCGGCCCUCGAAUCGACGGUCACGUCGACCUCGCUGCCCGAGAUCACCUCCUCCCUGAACGCCGGGUCCAACUACACCUGGUUCGUCAACGGGUACCUGCUGACCUCGACGGUCUUCAUCCCCUUCUACGGGCAGUUCGCGCAGGUGUUCGGCCGGCGGUGGCCGGCGAUGGUGGCCGUGGCGAUCUUCACGCUGGGCAGCGGGAUCAGCGGCGGGGCGAACUCGACGGCGAUGCUGAUCGCAGGCCGGCUGGUGCAGGGGCUGGGGGGCGCGGGGAUCGGGACGAUGACGAACCUGAUCAUCAGCGACCUGGUGUCGGUACGCGAACGGGGCAAGUACCAGGGGAUCAUCUUCGGGACGUUCGGGAUCGGGAUCGCGAUCGGGCCCGUCAUCGGCGGCGCGAUCGCGCAGAGCGGGCACUGGCGCUGGGUGUUCUGGCUGAACCUGCCGCUGGGGGGGGUGACGCUGGUGCUGCAGUUCAUCUUCCUGCAGGUCACCUUCCGGAGGGUGUUCACCUUCGCGCAGAAGAUCCGGCAGAUCGACUGGAUCGGCAACCUCAUGCUGAUCGGCGCCAUGGUCGCCAUCCUCAUCGCCCUCUCCUGGGCCGACACCGUCUACGCCUGGUCGGACUGGCACAUCCUCGUGCCCUUCCUGCUCGGCUUCGCCGGCCUCGCCGGCUUCCACGCCUUCGAAGCCUGGCCGCGCUUCUGCCGCGUGCCCACCAUCCCCGGCCGGCUGUUCCGCAACCGCACCAGCGCCGUCACCCUGAUCAACACCUUCCUGUCCUCCAUGCUCACCUACUGGCGCUCCUACUUCCUGCCGGUGUACUUCCAAGGCGUCCUCCUCGUCUCCCCGCAACGCUCAGGCGUCCUCCUCCUCCCCAGCGUCCUCAUCGCCGCCCCCGCCGCCAUUCUCUCCGGCGUCGCCCUCUCGCACUUCGGCCGCUACAAACCCAUCCACAUCCUCGGCUACGCCCUGAUGACCCUCGGCACCGGGCUCUACAUCGACUACGACGCGGACUCCUCGCUCGCCAAAGUCGUCCUCUACCAGAUGAUCGCCGGCUUCGGCGGCGGCAUCCUGCUGACCACCUUCCUCCCCGCCGUGCAGGGCGCCAACCCCCCCAAGGACCUGGUGCCCGCCUCCGCGACCUGGGCGUAUCUGCGGGCCUUCGGGAGCAUCUGGGGCAUUGCCAUCCCUUCCGCGAUUUUUAAUAGCCGGGUCUCGUAUUACGUGCAGUCCCGCGUGUCGGAUGCCGCGGUGCGGGCCCAGCUGGAGGGCGGUGGCGCGUAUUCGCAUGUCUCGGCGGCGUAUAUUAAGGCCUUGCCGGACGGGGUCAGGCAGGAGGUGGUGGGGGCCUAUACGAGUGCCAUGCGGAAUGUGUGGGAGGUUUGUGUGGCGUUUUGUGCCGUCGCGUUGCUGUUGACGUUCCUCGAGGAGGAGAUUCCCAUGCGCACGGCGGCGGAGCAGGGGGAUUCCGCGUUGAAGGAGAGGAAGAAGAGGGAGGCGGAGGGGGAGGGGCCAGGUUCACGACGUGACGUUGCAUGA